UAUGACUCGUAGUGAAUAAACCGUAAACAGACAAAUUUAUACAUUGGCGGUAACGAACAUAAAUACUAAUUGUUUAAUCAAACCUUGCGUGCAUUUAUUUAAUGCAACUCUCUCAGGGAUAAAUUCUAAUUGUACAGCAAUGACGGCAAUGCAUAAUCCUCGAUUACAAUUAGCAAAAAGUAUGUGAAAACGAAAAGAAAAUGUUGUGUUUUACUUGAAUUGAAGGAUUACUGACACGGGUAAUCCAUCAUGUCUGAUCGCCACCCAGCAGUCCGAUGUCUGCACCACUGGCCAACACGGACGCUAUGCCUCUUCCUGAUUCUCAUACAAGCGGCUUCCCUGAACUGGUACCUCAUGGAUAAUCUGUCAUUCACCUGGGCGGCUGUGUACGCCGCCGACGCCGUCGUCAUUACGCUUUUCAUCGCAUCAUUUUUCAUGGCAACCUCAAAUAUCCACCAUGAGAAACACAGCAAUGAUCCACCCUUUGCUUCAGCCUCGCAUCUUCCUCUCAGCUAUAUUUCGUGGUUUGCCUAUGCAGUGUUGUUAGAUAUCAAAGUCGUUAUGGUAUUUACGAAAUUCUCCACAGAUCUUGAUGAAGAUAGUUUCUUUGGGCCAAACACCAUGAAGACAUCUCUCGCCCUCGCUGGGUUAGUAUUCUUGACCUUUUUACCCACACAACAUGACGCCACAGCUGGGCAUAGAAGGCAAAUUAUCACCACAUUGACUGCCACUGUAAUAUUUGACAUUUUAGACGGAGUGGAUAACUUAGAGAAUCUUUUCGAUAAAGAUGUCCGUGAUUCCUAUCCGCCAGGGCUUGAUGAUGCAAUUAUUGGAAUUUGCUGCGUUAACUUCCUGUUACCCACAGUUCCAUUGUUUACAUUAGCGAAAACAAGGUUCGGACUAACUAAACUUCCGGAAAGGCUAGAAAUCCUUCACAAAGUCGCUAUCGCAUAUUUGGUGAAUUUGCCGUUGUUUAUAACACGGAUGGUCACAUGGCAUGGCCUAUCAGCGGGAAUUUCGAUAUUUUUGUUGAAGAACGUGAUUGCUAUUGGGGUUGUGACAUUCGAUUUGGUAGAACACUUUUGCUGUAAAGCCCCUAAACGUGAUUCAGAUAACGAACUUGAUCGCUAUCGACCAGGUUGAGAUGAAAAUUUGACAUUCGUGGGUAAUAUCCCUUAGUAACAUGAAAUUAUGAAAACCUCAGGGAAAAAGUCUCUUAUUUCGAAUUACGCAUUAAUCAAGCGUUCGUACUUAUUAUUGUUGUCAUUUUUGAGAAAUAUUAUUCAAGCUGGUGAAUGAACUGUCUUGGUUAAGUUAAAUGGGUCAAAGGAAGUUUAUUUUACAGUUAGAUUAUUUUUACAGGUGUAAAUCAAUGACACAUUUCAUCUGGUUGUACUUGAUUCUCAUUAAAUGGCUUACCGUAAAAUCAGUUGUCAGUUGCCAUUUAUCCUAAACACCGUUCUGCAUUUUUCACUGGACAAUACUAGCAUUUAUAUAAGUAUGUUUUUAAUUAGGUGAUUUGAUAUUGGUCCAGUUAUU
Messenger RNA from Mya arenaria, 1539 nucleotides. RefSeq lists its product as uncharacterized. The record is from RefSeq and is a predicted model, not a curated record. Lineage: Eukaryota; Metazoa; Mollusca; Bivalvia; Myida; Myidae. The transcript is spliced from 2 exons. Bases 250 to 1143 code for a protein of 297 amino acids.